Molecule: messenger RNA, 5422 nt
Organism: Entelurus aequoreus (snake pipefish)
Lineage: Eukaryota; Metazoa; Chordata; Actinopteri; Syngnathiformes; Syngnathidae
Product: leucine-rich repeat and fibronectin type-III domain-containing protein 4-like
Exons: 8
Coding region: 966-4013 (1015 amino acids)
Molecular function (GO): protein binding
Source: RefSeq, a predicted model, not a curated record
GCGAGACAGCGCCAGUGAGGGGUUUGAGGUAGGGUGGGGGGGGCGAGAGAGAGAGCGAUGGGUGUUGUUCCGCCGCCGAGCCCGAGAUAGCGAGCGUGUCAUCAAGAUGAAGAUGUGACGGGCUUCUGUAGUCGUCGGUGGAAUGAUCCAGAAAACGAGGGGUUCCUACCCAGUCACGCGUCUCUCCAAGGUCAUCCGGCGAAGACGGAACCGAUGCAGCCCAGGGUGGACUCCAAAAAAGUGCCACGACGGAGCCCGCGGACGCCGUUUCCGGCAACUAGGCGCUCUGAGGGAGAGGACCUGAUUGAAUGGCGGCACGGAGCCAUAGGCGGGUAGAAGCCAGCCUGGGAGGGAGAUGAAUAAAUAACCUAGGCGACGGCCGGGAUGUGCGAGGACGGCGCGGGAGGAGGUGCGACGGGGGCCGCGCAGGCGAGGGAGAGAGGUAAACAUCGCUGCCUCCUGGACGCCCCACCUGGCAGGACUCAAGCCUUCAGGAAAUAAGACACAGCAAUAUCAAAAAGCCCGUUAAGAGGAUUUAAAGAGAAGUGGAUUUUUUUUUUCUUUCUUCUAAACUGUGGGAAUACAAGGCCACCAGUGGGCGAGUAAUUCAGAUUUUCCCAGGUUGUCCCCUCCCCCCCCCGCCCUCGGUACAAAAUUCAAGGGGAUAUCAUGGAAUUUCUCACGGCCAUCUUUUGACGUGCAGGACAGAUUUAAACCUACACACACACACACUCAACUCCUCCUCUGAACCAACAUAAGGAGCGAUACCACCUGGGGGAGAGAUACUGUAUGUGCUCCCCACACACACACACACACACACACACACACACACACACACACACACACACACACACACACACACACACACACACACACACACACACACACACCUGGAUAACAUGUGCAGCUGAUUCCAGUUGUCCAGCACAGACGUUACAGGUCUGUGGAUAGCCUGGCUUUCUACCAUGCCUGCCCCCCCAAUCCUACACCCCAGCAGACACAGACACCUUCCUCACACAAAUGGCUGCCCUGACCUAAAGACCAAACAUUCUACCCUCCCCGCCCUCCUCCCUGCCUCCAUCUUCUCGCUUCCUCAUACCCCGCACCUCAGCUCAUCAGGAGCUUCUCGAAGAACCCUCGCAAACGGCACCACGUUCCUGGCUUGUCACUGGCUGGCCCUGGUCACAUGCUGCCUGCUGCCUUCCCUGAUCGGCGCGGGGGAGACAUGGGGCGUGGUGUCAACCUGCCCCUUCCACUGCGUGUGCCGGAACCUUUCCGAAUCUCUCAGCACGCUCUGCGCCGACAAAGGGCUCCUGUUUGUGCCGCCGCACGUUGACCGGCGCACGGUGGAGCUGCGGCUGGCGGACAACUUCAUCACACAGGUGGGGGGGAACGACUUUGUCAACAUGAGUGGAUUGGUCGACUUGACUCUGUCGAGAAACACCAUCCACCUGAUCCGACCCAUGGCCUUUGCCGACCUAGAGAGCCUGCGAUCUUUGCAUCUCGACGGUAACCGACUGACAACAGUCGGCCCCAGGGACUUCACAGGGCUGUUGAAUCUACAACAUUUAAUCAUCAACAACAAUCAGCUGGUCAAAGUGUCAUCGCAGGCGUUUGAUGACUUCUUGCUCAGCUUAGAGGACCUUGACAUGUCCUACAACAAUCUCAGAAGGGUACCCUGGGAGGCCAUUCAGAACAUGGCGAGUCUGCACACUCUGAACCUGGACCACAACCUCAUAGACCACAUAGCGGAGGGAGUGUUUGGAGAGCUCUAUAAGCUGGCCAGGCUGGAUAUGACCUCCAACCGGUUAAGGACCCUGCCGCCCGAUCCUCUCUUUGCAAGGUCUCAGACGGGAGCAAUAAGCCCCACACCCUACAAUGCGGUUAUAAGUCUGAAUUUCGGGGGAAACCCACUGCACUGCAACUGUGAACUGCUGUGGCUCAGACGGCUUAUCCGAGGAGACGACAUGGAGACCUGCGCCACACCCGCGCACCUGGCUGCAAGGUACUUCUGGUCAAUUCCAGAGGAGGAGUUUACAUGCGAGCCCCCUCUCAUUACCCGCCACACUCACAAGCUGUGGGUUCUAGAAGGCCAGAGGGCCACCCUCAAGUGCCGUGCCAUCGGAGACCCGGAACCCGUGGUGCACUGGGUGUCACCUGACGAUCGGAUCGUCGCCAACUCAUCCCGGACCAGCUCCUUUAACAACGGCACGCUGGAUAUCUUGGUGACGGUGGCGCGGGACGACGGGGCGUACACUUGCAUCGCAAUCAACGCGGCCGGCGAAGCGACCGCCACGGUAGACCUGAAAAUAAUCCCCCUCCCGCACCGAGGCGGGACAGGCGGUAAUAACAAUGGGAACAACAAGAACAGGAACGUGACCAAUGGGAUUUUACGGACUGAUCCGGGAUCCUCGGAUAUUAGCACGGGGAUAAACGGUGUGGGACGUGGCACUGACGUGGAGGAUGGUAAAAAGGACGAGGAAAAGGACGGCAGGAGGGUGCCCGAAGGGGAGAGGACUGAUGAGGGCAACAUAGAGGAUGGCGACGGGGAGGAAGAAGAAGAAGAAGAAGGGAGGACGGUUGGAGUACAAGGAGUGACGUCCACAUCUGCUCAGAUCCGAUGGGACUUGGGACGUUCGUCUGAGGCUUACGUGGUGUGGAUGUAUCAGAUACAGUACAACUGCACGGCGGACGAAACCCUCAUCUACAGGAUCCUCCCCUCCACCAGUGACCGCUUCAUGUUGAAGAACUUGGUGUCGGGAGUAGAUUACAACUUGUGCGUGUUAGCCAUUUUCGAUGACUCCAUCACGGCGCUGGCGGCGACCAAAGUGCUGGGCUGCGCCUCCUUCUCCACCAAGGACGUUUACCCGGCCUGCAGCUCCCUGCAGGCUCACUUCCUGGGAGGGACGCUCACCAUCUUGGUCGGAGGCGUGGUGGUCGUCACACUCCUCGUGUUUACUGUUGCGCUAAUGGUUCGUCAUCGCGUCUGCAACCACGGUGACCACAUCAUUUGUCACAACAGCAACGCAGAGGCAGGAGUCGGGGUUUGUGGUCAGGGCGGAGGGGUGGUGGCUCGGGACAAAGGAGGGGAAAGAGGUGGGUGCUACCAGUCCAACGGUUCUGGGGACAUGAUGAUGGUGGUCCUACCUAAUGGCCUGCCCUCCAAGAGAACGGAGGACAAGGAAAAGGAGGCGGCUGAUUCCGCAUCAGCUCUUCCGCCGAAAGUCCCCCCGAAGCCCAGAAUCAAGCCUAAGGUCAACCUGGAGCAGUUUCUUUCCGCCGGGGGCGUGGUAUCCACCAUGGCGGGAGCGGGAGGGGAGAUGGCCUUGGUGGUGCGGCAGAGGAAGCUGGAGAAGGCCCUAGAGUACACUUCUGAAAGUGACAGAACUCCGCUCUACUAUUCCCCCUCCAUCUCAUCCACCCUGCCUCGCCAUUCACGCUCCAGGGAAUGCCCAAGACCCCGUCUGGAGCGAGAGCUGACCAAUCAUGCCAGCUUCUCCUUGGCAACGCCCCUAAGAGACUCUGACCUGCUGGACUGGAGGAUAACAUCCACCAGCAGGGACAAAUGGAACUCCUCUCAGGCUUAUCAGAGCCCUGUUUCACCUCUUAGCCCCUGUGGGGCCGUCAGCAAGCGGCGACACUCACUGGACAUGGGCUCCUCUGUUGCCCUAGCAACCGAUGCGGCCACAACCGUUGCCAAACGCUACGGCGCUGUCAGCUACGCCAAAAGGCUGAGCGUGAUCUGGACCAGGCGGAGCCAGUCUCUUCAUGGGAUGCUGGUGCAGUGCGCCUCCACCACAAGCACCGCCUCCUCAAACACCAGUGAGGAGGGCGAAAGCGGUGCCGGAUUUGGGGCGCAUUGCGAGUUCCAGCGUGGAUACAUCCACGCUUAUAACACCACCAACUCCAACUCUAACACCGAGGUUGUCGCUGGCAGAGCUAUAAAAGACAGGGGCAGGGACAAAGCAAAGGAUGGACGGAGUGCUGAAGAGCUGGAGGAAAGUGUCGUGUAGAACGUCUGUAGGAGAAGGUUGGGAGUGGUCGUAGUUAGGAGAAGAAAUGAAGACUGCAAAUGACAGAUGAAGGAUUGUAGCUAAAUAAGGGGAACAAGAUCAAGUUCAAUAACCAAGAAUAGAGAGAUUUGACAAUAAAUAGCCUGAGGGGGGUUAUCCUCAAAGAGAGUCAGAAACACAAGCAAAGGUUUUCCAAGUAAAUAGAUAGAGAACUCAGCGUGGAUCCCAGAAAAUCCUCAACACUAGUAGAAGCAGCCUCAACCCACACAACAACACCCGGCCUAGCACCGGAUCAAGGACCAUCGCCGGCACUGCAGGGAGGACGGCACAUUACAUUUGGAUGUGGCAUCGACUUAGUCAAUGUGUUGUUGUUUUUUUUGUGACUCAGCUAAACGCAAUGAAUGUGACUUCUGUGUGUCCUCUGUGUCUGCACUUUGGCCGACCAUGCCUCUGGAUUAUAGGAGCAUAAAUACAGAGCUGGCCGUGAUCAAUCCAUGUGCGCUGGCGGCGCCGCAGUGGAGCACGGACAUUAUUAAACGACAGCCGGAUUACAAUGGAGUCGAUAUGGAUUACAAAAUAGUGGAGGUGUGUGAUGGAAAGUUUCCAUGCUGCUUAAUGGUGUGCAUGCGAUGACCGGAUCAGGGAGCGGAUGUGUGUGUUUGUGUAGGGUGUUUUCCAGUCGACUGUUCCUGUUACAUAUGUUUUAAUGUUUUGGCAAGGCGCUGGGAACAAGGACGAUUCCGUUCAUUAAAGGCUCAAGAGUUGAAAGACAGAAUUAUUAUUAUUUUUUUUUUGCAGUUUGGACUGAAAGCAACAAUGUCCACUGAGAUGUUCUUUUUUUUUUUUCUUAGUGACUUCAUUCGUGCCACACGAAUUGUCUUUCUAUCAAACCGUGAAUGUUUUCAGAAAGGAUGCACUAUAAAGAGGACACAGACAUCAUGAGCUGGUUGGGACUUCAGAGCAUUAAAGUGGGACAACAAAACAAGAUGAUCUCCUAACUCCAAUCAAAAGAGUACAUAUAUAUAGUAUAUAAAUAUACUGUAUAUAUCUACGCGGACUACAAUAAUUGUAUUUGUCGCACUGUGUGUUUCAGUUCUACAGACUUUUCUGGCAAAGAUGUUAGGCAAAACAACAACAAAAAAAAUAGAGAAAAUGUGAUUUAUCAUUUUUCAUUUUGGGGAAAUGUACAAUUGGUGAUGAGUAGGCAUAAAAUAAAGAUAUAAAGCACACAAAGCACAAACACAAGCCUAUGAAAACGACAUAUUACAUAAAUAAUGAAACAUUACUGUUGUUCCCUUACAAUUUUUUUGUUAAUUUUGCCAAAGUUAAUAUUGUUCUCUUGACAUGAUAUGAAUAAAAAAAAUAUAUGUAUGUAACACUGACUGCCUCAUGAACAAACAAAAUAAGAC